UCUUCGAGCAAUAGCUGCAACAUCACAGCACAGCAGCCAUCCAUCUCCCCUUCUUUCCAUCAAAUCCUCUCUCUCUCUCUCUCUCUGUGAUACCUGGGGGAGAAGGAAUGGAGAGAAGAAAAUUAAAGGAAUCCCCACCCUCCACGGAGUUCAUCUCUCCUCUCUCUCUCCUCCCCCCCUAUCUUUCUACCUGAUGGCCCAGCUGGACCAGGAGUUAUGUGAUGGAAGGAAACCAAAACCGAAACCAAUGCCAAGACCAAAACCAAAAGGAGAAGGAAAGAUAGGGUGUCUUGCAGAUAUGUGUACCAAAGCCAACCAAAUCGCUCUCUCGUUCUCCCACCCAAAACAAAACUACUGCCCCCCGACUUCCCAAAAUGCCCCUCUUCUGCCCGGGGAACUCUCCAGCUCCCUUCUAUCAAGGAAGAAGACUCCUAGUCCAGCUCCUGUUCCCGUUUUAUAUGGGGCCUUUCCUGCCCCUUUUGGUCACGGUCAGACAAAGAAAACAGGGCACGGAGCCUCCCUCUCCCUCUAUCUCCUCGCCUCUCUUUUCUUUGUUUCGUUCCAAGUUGGUGUCUUUUGGCCUUCCUCCUGGGGUUAUCUCUUUUUGCCCUCUCUCCUUCUCCGCCUUUUUGUCUUUCUGAGGGUGGGUGAUGGUGAUGAAGAAGGGAAGAAAGGUGGCUGUGGAGGCUUCUCCAUCGGCCUGUUUUUUGCUCGGGGAGGAGGCUCGGGCGUGGUUCAGGCACGAGAGCCUCUUGCAGGACUAUGAGGAAUUGCUAAAGGAAACUGAAGCAAAGAGGAAGCAAUUGCAAAAGGUUAAUCAAAAGAAGCUUAAGCUCCUUGCUGAAGUCAAAUUCUUGCGGAAAAGGUACAAGUGCUUAUCGAAGAAUCCAUUGCAGAAAACCACAUAUAGACUGAAAAAGCGGUCAUGCAAAAUCCCAUCCUCAGUGCUUGGCCAUGGUGAAGCACCAAGUCCGGUGAUUCAAAAUGAACUCCAUCAAAAAGAUAGAAGUUACAUUGUAAGAGAAGUUGCAGUCCCGAGCACUUCUGCAGUGUUAGACUUGAACCAGGCUUCCUUACCGUUGCAGAAUGGUGAGGAAAUGGAGGAGUUUCAAGGGGAACCGGAGUCCAUGAAGGUUGAUAAGUUGAACAAAGGUUUAACGGAGGGUGACCUUGUUGCAAAUGAUCUGAAGCUGUUGAUCUGUCGAGAUGUUGGGAAUGGAGUGAAGCGUGGUGGAAAGAGGAAAAUUACAUGGCAAGACCAGGUAGCUUUGAAGGUGUAGAACUCUUUAGUGUAUAGUGGAUGAAAAACUCAGUCUAUUAUGCCUCUCAUGAAUUUGCUGUGCUACAAAUCUUUCUAUUGUAAAGAAAAUUCAAUCAUUAGGUAUAGAUGUCUUAUGCAUGAAUAUUUUUAAGGCUGUGAUACAAUGCCUGUGCUAUGUAGAAUCAAUUCUUUCUUUUGUUGUUGAAAGGCUGUUCUCAAGAAUUCAUGGGGGCAGGUUGCUAAAUGGUCAUGUUGAUGGGUUUAAUACAUUUGGUGAAGCA
Messenger RNA from Elaeis guineensis (African oil palm), 1542 nucleotides. RefSeq lists its product as uncharacterized. NCBI's taxonomy places the organism in Eukaryota, Viridiplantae, Streptophyta, Magnoliopsida, Arecales, Arecaceae. The record is from RefSeq and is a predicted model, not a curated record.